AUUUUGCUAAUCCGCAAGAGUACUUUAUUAAAAACUCAACUUUAAUCCUAAUAUUUACAUAAAGACAAAAAUAUAAUCGCAUUACUUAUUAUUACUUAUUUAUACAAAAAUACAAAAAUACAAAAGCUAUGAAUCGAGAAUAUUGUGCUGCAUAAUUGUGAUAGAGGUCCAGAAUUAUUAUAAGAACAAACAUUAGCAGUACUUAUGAGCAUAUACUAAAGCAUGAAGUUUUUAACACUGAAUUUCAUUAGAUAUAUCUAAUACAUUAACAUGUUAUCAUAUACAUACUACUGAUAUUACCUAUAUUGAAAGAUUAUCAAGAUAAGUAUGAAUUGUUAUGAGUUCAUAAAAAAAUUGUACAUAAUCUAGUUAUCAUACAGUAUUAAAAAGUAAUAAUUAGUAAUAGAUUCUAGUAGAUGAUUUAUGCCUUAUAUUAGACAAACAAAUAAAUAUAUUAUUUCCUCUCUAUUUUGUAACUUUUUAAAAUUAUAUCCUUACAAUACAAACAUUUGUAAUCAUUAUAAUAUUAACAUUCUUAUACUUUUGUGUUUAUUCAUUGUCAUAUGAUUGGUGUUUACCUUUUUAAUGUUUACUUAAAAUUUCUGACAUAUACAAAGUAAAAAAUAUGUGUUUUCAUUACAUUGUCCUUAAAUAUUAAGAAAGUAUAUAUUCUUAAAUAUUAAGAAAGAUAAAAAGAUUGUUCUUAUAUAAUAUAUGCAGUAUAAAAAUGGCUUCACCUCAAAAAUUAGCAACCAAAUUUUAUAGAAUUUCACCACAGAUAUUAAAAAAUGAUAAAAGAAUAUACUUAAGUCCAAAAACUCCUAUAAAAAAUGUUUAUAAAAAUAAUAUUGGAACCAAAAACCAAUUAUCUCCUUUUAAUAUUGAUACUCCUAACAGACAAAAAAUAUUAAAAGAUGGCUUUCCUAUCAAAUGUGGCACAUUUCUAGGAAGCGGUGGAUUCGGUAUUGUAUAUAAAGCUUUGUAUAAAGGUGAACAAGUGGCAGCUAAAAUGAUACAAACAGAAAAAUAUUCUAAUAUGUUAAAGAGUGAAAAACAUGCUUCUUUCCUAAGACAUUCCAAUAUAGUAAAAGUGUUAAUGAUAGAACAAGGUGCUUCUUUGUCUUUAAUAACAAUGGAAUUAUGUGGCACUACCUUGCAAAAUCGUCUAGAUGAAGCAAUAUUAAUUAAAAAUGAAAGAAUUUGUAUAUUAAGAAGUAUUACUUGUGCUCUACAAUUUUGUCAUAAUGCUGGUAUUGUUCAUGCGGAUGUUAAACCUAAAAAUAUUUUAAUGUCUAAAAAUGGUCAACCAAAGCUUACUGAUUUUGGUAGUUCAGUGCUAAUAGAUGCACCAAGUGAAAUUGAUAAAUUUUAUGGUACACCAGGAUAUACUGCUCCAGAAGUUAUAAAACAAAAUAGACCAACUCCUGCAGCAGAUAUUUAUUCUUUAGGAAUUGUAGCUUGGCAAAUGUUAUUUAGAAAAUUACCAUUUGCUGGAUUGCAUAGUCAUACAAUUAUUUACCUUUCUGCAAAAGGGCAUCGCCCUAUAGAUAAUAAUAUUGAUGAUGAAUUUAAAGGUACCUAUAAAACAUUAUAUAAACAAAUGUGGUCACAAAAUACUACUGAAAGGCCCACAACCAAUGAAGUAAUAACUAAAAUUGAUAUAUUAAUUUCUUCUUAA
Messenger RNA from Apis laboriosa (Himalayan honeybee), 1678 nucleotides. RefSeq names its product serine/threonine-protein kinase mos-like (gene c-mos). The coding region runs from base 728 to 1678 and encodes 316 amino acids. Gene Ontology annotation, biological process: protein phosphorylation. The record is from RefSeq and is a predicted model, not a curated record. Lineage: Eukaryota; Metazoa; Arthropoda; Insecta; Hymenoptera; Apidae. The transcript has 4 exons. Gene Ontology annotation, molecular function: protein kinase activity; ATP binding.